AUUUAUAUUUUUUAAAGUGCAUGCCCGCUUAAUGUAAACAUUCAGAAAUUGAAAUGCCUUUUCUUAAAUAUUUACUAUUCAGUUUCCAUAAACGUUGAUAUGUCUCAUAAAUUCAUAUUUUAAAAAGUUUGUUGCAUCCGACUAAAUGAAUUCUUCAAAUUCCCUAUGUAAACAUUUCUACGGAUAGGAAUAUAUGCAAUUAUGUGUGUAAAAACCAUGUACAAUUGUAUUUGAAUUUCGCUAUAAUUUAAUAUAGCGCUUAUAGAAAUUGACAUUCUUUAAAAAGAAACUCAUUUAAGAUGGUCAGAUUUUCAAUUCAGCGUUGUACUCAAUUUCGAGAAUCAUUCGUUAGCGCAUUUGCUCACUUGGGAAGUAAAUCAUGGUACCCUGGUCAUAUGUAUAAAGGAGUGCUACAGAUGCAAGCUAAAUUAGCUGUUGUAGACUGCAUAUUAGAAGUCCACGAUGCAAGGAUUCCAUUCAGUGGCCGUAAUCCCAAGUUUUAUUCUAUGUUAACAGCAGUUAAACCUCAUAUUCUUGUCCUGAAUAAAAGUGAUCUCAUUGAACCCUCUUUAAAAAAGAAAAUAACUGUUGAACUACAAAAAACAAAUGUUCAAAAUGUUUUAUUCACAGAUUGUAAAGCAUCGAUCAAAGGUGGUGUGAAUAAAGUUGUUCCAACUGCUAUAGAUUUAAUAAAGAAUUCUGAAAACUAUAAUAGAGAAAAUUCUCGGAACUUCAGUUUAAUGGUCAUUGGAAUUCCCAAUGUUGGAAAAUCAUCUUUAAUAAAUAGAUUAAGAAAUAUUCAUUUAAAUAGAAAAAAAGCUUCAGCUGUGGGUGCUACUCCUGGAAUUACGAAAUCUGUUCUUGAAAAAAUUAAGAUAUGUGAUGAUCCAUCAAUAUAUUUGUUUGAUACCCCUGGUGUUGUAGAACCUAGCAUUAAAAAUAUGGAAGUAGGCUUGAAGCUUGCACUUUGCAGAAAUUUGAAAGAUAAUUUAGUAGGGGAAGAAUUAAUGGCUGAUUAUUUGUUAUACUGGUUAAAUAAACAUAAGAAUUUUACAUAUGUUAAACAUUUUGAUUUACCAGAAGUAACAGAUGAUAUUCGUGUUGUACUAUUUUAUAUUGCAAAAAAUCAAAAUCUUGUAAAGAAAAUCAGAAAUGCUGAAGGAACUGUACAACAGUAUCCAGACAUUUUAACAAGUGCCAUGCAUUUUAUAACAGCUUUCCGUGAUGGAAAAUUUGGAAAAAUAUUAUUAGAUAUUGAUCAUUUGGAUUAACUUUCAUAAUGUUUUUCCCUCAAUAGUGAUAUGUACAGUAUUUGUUAUUAUUAUUGUAAAAACUAAA
This is a messenger RNA of Argiope bruennichi, 1338 nucleotides long. Its product is annotated as mitochondrial GTPase 1-like. Gene Ontology annotation, molecular function: GTPase activity; GTP binding. Gene Ontology annotation, cellular component: mitochondrion. The coding region runs from base 300 to 1271 and encodes 323 amino acids. The transcript is spliced from 10 exons. The record is from RefSeq and is a predicted model, not a curated record. Lineage: Eukaryota; Metazoa; Arthropoda; Arachnida; Araneae; Araneidae.